Scomber japonicus (chub mackerel) is the source of this 2808-nucleotide messenger RNA. It is a transcript of the gene tap1, whose product is annotated as transporter 1, ATP-binding cassette, sub-family B (MDR/TAP). The record is from RefSeq and is a predicted model, not a curated record. NCBI's taxonomy places the organism in Eukaryota, Metazoa, Chordata, Actinopteri, Scombriformes, Scombridae. The transcript has 13 exons. Gene Ontology annotation, biological process: transmembrane transport. Gene Ontology annotation, molecular function: ATP hydrolysis activity; ATP binding; ABC-type oligopeptide transporter activity. Gene Ontology annotation, cellular component: membrane. Bases 153 to 2375 code for a protein of 740 amino acids.
UACAGUCAGCAAUGCAGCUGGUUGUCUUUCACUAGUUUAAUUGUCACAUUUUCAGCUUUCUAGCUUCAAUAUUGGAGUCACUUCAGAUUUCAGACGACUAUUAAACAUCCGCAGUGAACUUGGCUUCGUCUAAAGGAAAUAAUUUGUGUGACAUGCAGAAAAUGAGCUACUUCUCCCCUCUGCUCUUCGUGUGCCUGGAUGUCUGCGUGGUGCAGGCCUUCCGCUUGGCACAGCUCUCGCCUCUCCUCCUCAGCCACCCGUUCAUCACCCUGUGGGCAGGAGGGAUAACCAGGGCUACCUUCCUCCUGCUUCUCAUCCUCACCUUUCCUGGUAACCUGCCAUGGAUGAGCAGCUUUGAGGGGCUCCAAAGUUUAGGGGUCCUUUGCUUUCUCUUCCCAGCAUACACCAGUCUUCUCUGGGUGCUGGGGCAGCCCACCAUGGAGGAACUAUGGGGGUGGCACUCCUGGGAAAGGGUGUUGCACAGUUAUAUUGUGACUGUGGUGGCGUGGCUUUACUGGAGCAGAUAUGUGUCAUCUCUUUUGCUCUCCUGGGGUCAAUACAUCUCAUCUCUGUGGACGAGGAAGCCCUCCGAAAAACCAAAAAAGGACACCGGUGCCUCUCUUAAGAAAAUGAUGGGAUACAUGAAGCCCUAUUUCUGGCGUUUUGUUGCUGUGCUGAUUCUUGUGGUUCUCUCUUCCUAUGGUGAGAUGGCUAUUCCUCAGUACACUGGUCGUGUGGCUGACUGGAUUAUAAAUGAAGAAGCUCCUGAUGCAUUCACAGAAGCCAUCACAGCCAUGACCCUAAUGACUAUUGCCAGUGCUGUGCUUGAGUUUGUGUGUGACCUCACGUACAACAUCACCAUGAGCCGCAUACACACCUCAGUGCAGGGAGUCGUCUUCCAGGCUGUGCUGAAACAGGAGAUAGGUUUCUUUGAGUCCACUUCAACUGGUGAACUGGUGUCCCGCAUCACCACGGAUACCAACGAUAUGAGCGAGGCGCUGAGUGAGAAGCUAAGUCUUGUGAUGUGGUACACGGCUCGUUUUGGCUUCCUUUUAUACUUCAUGGUGAGCCAGUCAUGGAAAAUGUCCCUGCUUACUUGCAUGGGACUGCCAAUCAUCUGGGUCAUACCGGAGCUCACUGGACACUUCCACCAGACUAUUGCCGUAAAGGUUCAGGAGUCUCUAGCUAAGGCCAACCAGGUGGCCACAGAGACCUUCUUCAACAUGACGACUGUGAGGAGUUUUGCCAACGAGGAUGGUGAGACGGAGAGAUACAGACAGCGACUGGAGGAUACUUACGCCCUUAACAAACAGGAAGCAGCAGCCUAUGCAGCCUCUACCUGGGCCAGCAGCAUGACCACUUUAGCAUUGAAGGUGUUCAUUCUGUACUAUGGAGGGACGCUUGUGACCAGAGGGGCUGUUAGCAGUGGAGACCUGGUGUCCUUCGUCCUGUACGAGCUACAGUUUGCCUCUGCUGUUGAGGCUGUCAUGCGUUAUUAUCCAGAGGUGAAGAAGGCAAUUGGCGCCUCUGAAAAGAUCUUCGAAUAUUUGGAUCGGGACCCUAAGGGACCUCCUGAUGGCACUCUGGCCCCGAAAAGCCUUAGAGGACACAUUCAGUUUAAAAACGUUAAAUUUUGCUACUCUAGUGGGACAGAAAAUAACACUCCUUUGCUCAAGGACCUGUCUAUGGAGAUGAAGGCAGGCCAGAUCACCGCCCUCGUAGGGCUAAACAGAUCAGGGAAGUCCACUUGUGUUAAGCUGCUGGAGAGGUUUUAUCAGCCCGAAGCAGGAGAAAUCCUACUGGAUGGGAAACCACUGCUAAGCUACAAAGACCAGUACCUUCAUGACAAGAUCGCUGUUGUGAAUCAGGACUGCACGCUCUUUGCUCGCUCAGUGCGGGAGAACAUCAAAUACGGGUACGAGGAUGCUUCUGAUGAGGAAAUGCACAGAGCUGCCAAGCUGGCUAGUGCCCACGAGUUCAUCAAGGACCUGUCAAAGGGAUACAACACAGAUGCCGGGGAGAAGGGAGGACAGGUGUCUGGAGGCCAGAAGCAGCGCAUCGCCAUAGCCAGAGCCUUAAUCAGACGUCCUAAAAUCUUGAUACUGGACAACGCCACCAGUGACUUGGACUCAGAGAAUGAAUAUCAGGUCCACCAAGCUCUGUUAAAACAAACCGACGACUGCACUGUGCUGCUGAUAUCCAACAAGAUGAGUGUUGUGGAGAAAGCCCAUCACAUAAUUGUCCUGAAUGACGGGGUGGUGCAGGAGGAAGGCACUCAUGAAGACCUGAUUGGGAAAAGUGGCCUUUAUGCUGAACUGGUGAAAAAGCAAAAUGAGGGCUUCUGCCGUAAAGAAGAGGGGAACAAUGAAGACUAAUCUGCGUGGGUGGCGGCUUGCCCUCGAGCCAGAGAAGCAGACGAGUGACAGGAACGUUGUUGCUGAUUAGAAGUCCAGACUUGAAGGGUCAAAACUCCAGUAACACUAGCAUUAUAAAAACUAUCUUUAUUGCAAGACCAUACUUAAUAUCAGAGGUGUUGCUAGAGUUUUGGCCCAUUAAGACUAUUUCCCCUCUUUAAUGCAUCUUGAACUUACGGGAAGUUGUGCCAGAAAUCCCAGAAGAAGAGUUCCUGAAAAGUCAGCAGCCUUUGAGCUGAAUAUCUAAUCCCCAGCUGCUCCAGGAAGAUGAGGAACUUGUAUCAAGGGACAUUUUAAUUUAUAUUUCAAUAUGGAUUGACUCUAAAAUACAACAUAUAUAACAAUAAAACAUUUGCAACAUUGUCCAUGAUGCUCUGCUACAACCUAUAACUCA